CAGGGACUCUCCUGGAAGAGGCCUAGGGUCACUAAGGAAACAUAACCAGCGGUAGUGCAGGGAACGGAACCUGCGUGAUGUCACAGCGGCUGGAGCAGAGCCACUGUCUCAAGACUCUGCCCUUCUUCAAGAGAAGAGCCCAGAAGAAGAGAGAAUGACUGCUAGGCCCUUGAUGGCUAGAUUCAGGGUCCCAAGUUUUUGGCCCAUGCUUGGUCCAUGUCCAGGAAGAAUGAGGUAUGUGGACAACUGGAGGGUGAGCAAGGUGGAGAGGAGCUUCAUUGAGUGACAGAACAGCUCUCAGGAGACCCAAAGUGGAUGGCUUCUUUCCACAGACAGGUUGUAUCCAUGAGUGUCCAGCUGUCAGCAGAGAGGAGACCUGCAGUGGGUAGCUCGUUUCCGCAGUUAGGUCCUCCCGAUGUCUGUUUGAAUCUGACUGAGUCUGAGGUUUUUAUGAGCUCAGAAGGGAGGAAGUGCGUGCUGAUUGGUCCACGGUGGCCACGGGUGGCUGGAAGAAGCACCAGAAGUUCUCACUUAAGGCCAGGCUGUGGAUUGCAGCCAGAACUGACAGCCCAGCCCCCGUGUUUUAGGCCAUCCCUGGCUGGAAGGUGGGGCUUCAAAGGGGACCCACCCCUUUCCACCCAGGAGCCUGUAUGCCUCCUGUCACCAUCAAUUAUGUCCUCCAUGGUGCCCAGGCUGUUUGUGCUGGGCCUGAAGGCCCACACUGAGCCACCCUCAACCCGGCUCCAGCCUCCUUCCCAUGCUCUUCAGUGCCCUAAGUCUGGAGGGGGGAAAGGUGGCAGGGGCUGGCAUGUCAGCGCUGCCCUGAGCACACCUGGUCAGGUCGUGACUGCACCCAGGCUCAGCCUCAACUUUGCUGUAAAAUCAGAGUGGAUGCCAGGACCAGGGAGAUGCCAAGCAGUGGGAGCAGGCACUUUGGAGCCUGUGGAGGACAGGGCUUCCAGGGCCCGCAAGAGCACAGGGAUGCCCAGGUUCACAGCCACAGCUGGGCAGCUGCAGCUGUUCCUGGAAGAGUGGGGUUCCCGCCCCACCAACUUUCAUGUUGAAUUAUAAUCCCCAGUGUUGGAGGAGGGGCCUGGUAGGAGGUGAUAGAUCAUGGGGGCAGAUAUCCACCUUGCUGUUCUUUUGAUAGUGAGUGAGUUCUCACAAGAUCUGGUUGUUUAAAAGUGGGUGGCACCUGCCCUCUCUCUCUCUCUUCCUCCUUCUACAGCCAUGUAAGGCAUGCCUGCUUCCCCUUCACCUUCCACCAUGAUUGUAAGUUUCCUGAGGCCUCCCCAGGUGUGCUUCCUGUACAGCCUGUGGAAUGUUACCAAAGAUGUUGGAAGAGGUGGCUAUGGACAUCACCUGGGAGAAGUGGAAGCAAAUGGACCCUGUUCAGAAGUCCAUAUACAGAAACAUGUUGGAAAAAUAUAGAAACCUGGUUUUGCUAGAUGGGAAGCUUGAAUGUGGGGCCAAGACAUCAAGAGUAGAGCAGCAGGACAUUUCAAAAGAAGAUUAAUCUCAAAGAUUAGAGAUGGAAGAACUUGCAAAGAGAAAGUCUGUACCGGAAGAAAUCUGGAAAUCUAGAGGCCAGUUUAAGAAUCAGCAGCUAAACAAGGAGAAUAAUCUAGGGCAAGAGAUAGCUACCUGCACAAAAAUUCCUACCAGAAAAAGAGAUAUAGAAUCUAAUGAAUUUGUGAAAAAUUUUACUGUAAGAUCAAUACUUGUUGCAGAACAGAGAGAUCCUAUGAAAGAGAAUUGUCAUAAAUAUGGUACAUGUUGAAAGAUGCUCAAACAAAACUCAGAUUUAAUUAUACAAAGAAAGUAUGAUGGAAAAAAAAAACCUUGUAAAUAUAGUGAAUGUGGGAGAACCUUCAGAGGCCACAUCACUCUUGUUCAGCAUCAAAGAACUCAUUGUGGAGAGAGACCCUGUAAAUGUACUGAGUGUAGAAAGGGAUUUAAUCAGAGUCCCCACUUAAGAAAUAAUCAGAAAACUCUUUCAGGAGAAAAGCCCUACAAAUGCAGUGAGUGUGGGAAGGCCUUCAGUUAUUGCUUAGUUCUUAAUCAACAUCAGAGAAUUCACAGUGGAGAGAAACCUUAUGAGGGUACUGAAUGUGGCAAGACAUUCAGUCGUAGUACAUACCUUACUCAGCAUCAAAGAAUUCACACUGGUGAGAAGCCCUAUACAUGUCUUGAAUGUGGAAAGGCUUUUAGUCAGAACACACAUCUUACUCUACAUCAGAGAAUCCAUACUGGAGAGAAACCUUAUGAAUGCAAUGAAUGUGGUAGGUCCUUUAGUCAGAGUGCACAUCUUACUCAACAUCAAAGAAUGUAUACAGGAGAAAAACCCUAUGAAUGUAAUGAAUGUGAGAAAGCCUUCCAUGAUCACUCAGCUCUUAUUCAACAUCAUAUUGUCCAUACUGCAGAGAAACCCUAUGAAUAUCAUGAUUGGGAAAACUUUCAGUUACUGUUCAGACCUCAUUCAACAUCAGAGAAUGCACACUGGAGAGAAACCAUACAAAUGCAAUGAAUGUGGGAAUGCCUUUAGUGAUUGUUCAGCCCUUAUUCAGCAUCAAAGAACUCACACUGGAGAAGAGCCUUAUGAAUGUAAGCAAUGUGGAAAAGCCUUUAGCAGAAGCACAUACCUUACUCAACAUCAGAGAAGUCACGCAGGAGAGAAACAGUAUAAAUGCAAUGAAUGUGAGAAAACUUUCAGCCUGAGUUCAUUCCUUACACAGCAUAUGAGGGUUCAGACUGGAGAAAAACCCUACAAAUAUAAUGAAUAUGGAAAAGCUUUUAGUGACUGCUCAGGACAUUUUCAGAGAACUCACACUGGAGAGAAGCCCUGUGAAUGUAAUGACUGUGGGAAACCUUUCAGUUUCUGUUCAGCCCUAAUUCAACAUAAGAGAAUUCAUACCAGAAAGAAGCCCUGACUGUACCUUCAUACCAGUAAAUGCACUGACUGUGGAAAAGCCUUCAGUGAUUGGUUAGCACUUGUUCAACAUCAGAUAACUCAACACUGGAGAAAAACCGUAUGAAUGUACUGAAUGUGGAAAAGCCUUCAGUUGGAGUACAGACCUCAAAAAUCACCAGAAAACUCAUACUAGUGAAAAAUCCUAUAAAUGUAAUGAAUGUAGAAAGGCCUUUAGUUACUGCUCUGGUCUUAUUCAAUGUCAGGUCAUUCAUACUGUAGAAAAACCUUAUGAAUACAGUAAAUGUGGCAAAGCCUUUAGGCAGAGAACAGACCUUAAAAAACAUCAGAAAAUGCAUACCGAAGAGAAACCCUAUGAAUGUAAUGAAUGUGGGAAAGCCUUUAGCCAGAGCACAUAUCCUACAAAACACCAAAAAAUUCAUAGUGAAGAGAAAUCAAAUAUACAUACUGAGUGUGGGGAAACCAUUAGACAAAACUCUUCUUUUUUACAACAGUAAAAACCUCACACUGGAGAGAUUCUCUGAAUGCCUUAAGAAUUUGGUUAAUAUGGAGACCCUUCCCAGGGAAACAGAAGGAGGAUGGUGAAAACUGUUGACUACUUAGAAUGAUCACAUGGUUUAGUGGAGAGAGCAUGAUUCUGGGUUUUAAAAGUCAUGGAUCUCAAUCUCAGCUCCUAUUACUAACUAGAUCUUUUACUUUGGGGUAAGUCACUUCAUAUCUUUAGGCCUUAAUUUCCUCAUCUGAAAAACUGGAAGGCCUGACUUGUUGAGCUUUAAGAUCCUCAAUUAUUAUAUUUACUAGGAAUUCAAGUUUCUAUAGAUGUGGUUCAGAAUUGUGACUUAUUUAUUGUACAUCAGGUGUGAUUCACAAGUGAGCUUGUAGUAGUUAUUAAGGAGUCAAUAAAGAUAUAGAGCACGUG
Pan troglodytes (chimpanzee) is the source of this 3848-nucleotide messenger RNA. Its product is annotated as zinc finger protein 892-like. Lineage: Eukaryota; Metazoa; Chordata; Mammalia; Primates; Hominidae. Gene Ontology annotation, molecular function: RNA polymerase II cis-regulatory region sequence-specific DNA binding; DNA-binding transcription activator activity, RNA polymerase II-specific. Gene Ontology annotation, biological process: regulation of transcription by RNA polymerase II. The record is from RefSeq and is a predicted model, not a curated record. The transcript is spliced from 5 exons. Bases 2097 to 2930 code for a protein of 277 amino acids. Gene Ontology annotation, cellular component: nucleus.